Orbicella faveolata is the source of this 1632-nucleotide messenger RNA. RefSeq names its product coadhesin-like. The record is from RefSeq and is a predicted model, not a curated record. Lineage: Eukaryota; Metazoa; Cnidaria; Anthozoa; Scleractinia; Merulinidae.
CUUUCCUUUGUUCUUUAUCCUUUGUAAUAGAACCAGCACCAUGCAAGCAGGGUCUCGAUCUGGGCAUCUUGAUCGACCGUUCGUCGAGUAUUCGGCCUGUUAACCAUGAACGCCUUCUAAAAGAUUUCCUGCCCAAAUUCCUUAAAAGUUUCAAAAUUGCCAAAAGAAAGACCAACGUGGGUAUCAUCGCCUACGACGAGGCUGCAGAGCUUCUUGCCCCAUUUAACGGUCGAAACUCCAGAUCUAAGACAAGGAUAAUUAACUUCGUGAAAUCUCUGCACCCGGGCGUUCAGUUACAAACUCGUACGGACAAAGGGCUGAUAGCCGCUAAUAAAGAAUUGUUUACUAAAGGCAAUGGCGACAGGAAAAGCCACCAAAACGUGCUCGUGACUUUCACUGACGGGAGAGCUUGGCCUAAGAGACGUAUUAAACCAUUCACGGAGACAGUACCUCCGCUUAUGCAAGGGAGAAAGGUGCACAUGGUUGCUGUUGGUUACGGAUUACCAUAUAAGCUAAACGUGAGUCAGCUCCACGACAUCGCUGGUGAAAAUGUGAUCCCGGUUCCGAGGCCGCGUCAGAUCACGAGAAUGGCAAAGAAAAUCAAAAAAGUGGUCUGCCAGGUGGAUGGUGGCUACUCGGCGUGGAGUAUGUGGUCCAUGUGUAGUGCCACAUGUGGCGAAGGAGUCAGAAUGCGAAGCAGAAUCUGUAAUUCACCUCCGCCCAGAAAGGGAGGAAAACAUUGUGCCAGUCUGGGAAGCAAUUACGAAACAGCGACAUGCAAUGAGGCCGAAUGUCCAAUAGUACCAUCACCAUGCGAACAUAAGAAACUGGACGUGUGCCUCAUCGUUGAUUCGUCUAAGAGCGUUGGUGUUCAGAAUUUUGUCCGUGUGAAGACCUUCCUGAUCCAAUUCAUUCACCAGUUUGAGCCGGACACACACUUCAGUGUUAUUACCUUCUCUAGAAAGCCCAUCGUACAAUGCAAAUUCGACUCACCUCAGUGUCAGUCUCCAGACGCAACCCACGGUCUCAUUUCAGAGAUACCUGACAAGGUUUCCUGGGGCACUGCAACAGAUAGAGCCUUAGUCGCUGCCGACCAGAUUGUGUUUACGCGGGAGAAUGGCGAAAGAGCGGAUGCUGCCAACAUCGUCGUGGUUGUUACGGACGGAAGGACGAUGAAGGGUUCUCUGCCAUUUAACAUUACCGUCCCUCCAUUAAGGGAAGGAAAACAAGCUAAGGUGUUAGCAUUCGGUGUUGGCCCAUCCAUACGUGAAGAGGAUCUUAACGAGAUGGCAGGAGAGAAGAAUUGGUUCUACGUGGAACAGUUUGAAGAGAUGAAAUACAGAAUCUAUGAUAUUCUAGAGACGGCUUGUGGUAAUAUCACCUCAGUAAACGGCGUACCAACAAGCUUGUAGAGCCAGAGAACGAGGACUUGCAGACGACGGUUGGGCGAGCGGGUUAUAUUCCUUUCACAAGAUAAUUCAGUGGGUUCAGGCUGAUCAAAGAAAAAUAAACGACUUGUGGCCUUUCGACUAUUGCGGGAUUACGUUUUACCAGGGAAGUGCAAGGGACAUUCCAAUUUAUAUUUUACAUGGUAUAACUGCAGUGACUUGAAUAAAAGCGAUGGUUAUCAUU